Messenger RNA from Castor canadensis (American beaver), 1051 nucleotides. RefSeq names its product unc-50 inner nuclear membrane RNA binding protein (gene Unc50). The record is from RefSeq and is a predicted model, not a curated record. Gene Ontology annotation, cellular component: Golgi membrane. Lineage: Eukaryota; Metazoa; Chordata; Mammalia; Rodentia; Castoridae.
CGUUGUGGGAAGAAAAUAGGCCUUACAGACUUUGGGCUCAGCUGCUGGGCGAAGGUGGCAGCAUAUCCUGGACCCAGGUCCACGGCGCAGCAGGGCGUCAGGAAGAUGUUACCAAGUACUUCAGUGAGUUCCUCAUUGCAGGGGAACGGAGUCUUGAACUCCAGGGAUGCAGCAAGACACACUGCUGGAGCCAAACGAUACAAGUACCUCCGAAGACUUUUUCGUUUUCGGCAGAUGGACUUCGAGUUUGCUGCCUGGCAGAUGCUUUACCUGUUUACUUCUCCACAGAGAGUUUAUAGAAACUUUCACUACCGGAAGCAGACAAAGGACCAGUGGGCCAGAGAUGACCCUGCUUUUCUGGUCCUAUUAAGUAUCUGGCUGUGUGUGUCUACCAUAGGAUUUGGCUUUGUGCUGGACAUGGGAGUUUUUGAAACACUAAAGCUUCUUCUGUGGGUCGUAUUCAUAGAUUGUGUAGGAGUUGGUCUUCUGAUAUCAACGUCGAUGUGGUUCAUCUCUAAUAAGUAUUUAGUAAAACGACACAGCAGAGACUAUGAUGUGGAGUGGGGCUACGCCUUUGAUGUGCAUCUGAAUGCUUUCUAUCCACUCCUAGUGAUUUUGCAUUUUAUCCAGCUUUUUUUCAUCAACCAUGUUAUCCUAACAGAUACAUUUAUUGGAUAUUUAGUUGGAAAUACCUUAUGGCUGAUUGCGGUUGGCUAUUAUAUCUACGUAACCUUCCUGGGAUACAGUGCACUGCCAUUUUUGAAAAAUACAGUAAUUCUUCUUUAUCCAUUUGCACCUCUCAUUCUGCUGUACGGGCUAUCACUAGCACUAGGAUGGAACUUUACCCAUGCUCUGUGUUCUUUCUACAAGUAUAGAGUGAAAUGAAGAAAGUGACAACAGUACUGAAGUGAUUUCUUGUAAAACUUGUAAAUAAAUUAUCUUUGUAGAUAUCUUAAAGAUGUAAAGUUUACAAAUUUGAGGUGAUAUGGUAACAGUAUUGUCAACAUUCCUUAAGACUAAUUAAAUGUACAUUUCUAUAAUAAUUUUUAAA